Onychostruthus taczanowskii (white-rumped snowfinch) is the source of this 555-nucleotide messenger RNA. Its product is annotated as cyclin-dependent kinase 2. The record is from RefSeq and is a predicted model, not a curated record. The transcript is spliced from 4 exons. Gene Ontology annotation, biological process: regulation of gene expression; signal transduction; G1/S transition of mitotic cell cycle. The annotation marks the transcript as partial. Gene Ontology annotation, molecular function: cyclin-dependent protein serine/threonine kinase activity; ATP binding; cyclin binding. Gene Ontology annotation, cellular component: cytoplasm; cyclin-dependent protein kinase holoenzyme complex; nucleus. NCBI's taxonomy places the organism in Eukaryota, Metazoa, Chordata, Aves, Passeriformes, Passeridae.
UGUCCCCUCCCCCGUGCCGGGGUCCCCCCGGUGUCGCCCCCCGUGUCCCCCCCAUGGAGAACUUCCAGAAGGUGGAGAAGAUCGGCGAGGGCACCUACGGCGUGGUCUACAAGGCGCGCAACAAGGUGACGGGGGAGGUGGUGGCACUCAAGAAGAUCCGCCUGGACACGGAGACCGAGGGUGUCCCCAGCACGGCCAUCAGGGAGAUCUCGCUGCUCAAGGAGCUCAACCACCCCAACAUCGUCAAGCUCCUGGAUGUCAUCCACCCGGAGAACAAGCUGUACCUGGUGUUCGAGUUCCUGCACCAGGACCUGAAGAAGUUCAUGGACUCCUCGUCGCUCAGCGGGAUCGCGCUGCCGCUCAUCAAGAGCUACCUGUUCCAGCUGCUGCAGGGGCUGGCCUUCUGCCACGCUCACCGCGUGCUGCACCGCGACCUGAAGCCGCAGAAUUUGCUCAUCAACGCCGAGGGCUCCAUCAAGCUGGCGGAUUUCGGGCUGGCCCGGGCGUUUGGGGUGCCCGUCAGGACCUACACCCACGAGGUGGGGGGGUUUUGGG